Molecule: messenger RNA, 2601 nt
Organism: Penicillium soppii
Lineage: Eukaryota; Fungi; Ascomycota; Eurotiomycetes; Eurotiales; Aspergillaceae
Exons: 9
Coding region: 1-2601 (866 amino acids)
Biological process (GO): regulation of DNA replication; translesion synthesis; mismatch repair
Cellular component (GO): PCNA complex
Molecular function (GO): myosin binding; DNA polymerase processivity factor activity; DNA binding
Source: RefSeq, a predicted model, not a curated record
AUGGAGUCAGUGGUAUAUGAGAACUCGCCUUUGGCUGAUUAUUUAGAAGGGGAGGGUGGAAACGAAGAGAGCUGGCCCGUAGACGAGACACCCAGCGACGACGAUCAUACCACUUUGGACUUUGCCCCCCGAGGAGCAUCCAAAUUCCAAGACCGUGUUCGAAACAAGCUCCCGAAACCUCUGGAAACAGGCACACCACAGAGACAGCUUCUUAAGAAAUUCUAUGACGCGUGCUCCUCUGCCUUGAAUGCUCGACUAGCGCGAAGCGACAAUGAGCGCUUUUUGGAACAAUUUGGCUACGUUAUUGUCGCGUCGCAGCUACUGAACGAACACAGUGCCCCCUCCUACACCUCCGCCUCCGAUGUUCUAUCCGCGAAACAACCAGCAGCUCUUCCGUCUCUAUCUACAACUUUUGGAAUUCAAGGCGCUUUUGUCACCGCCUGUACCUCUUUCUCUAUCGCUUGGUUAUUGCAUUGGAGCAGGUCAAAGACUGGAUCAGGACUCAGUCUGCGCAAACUUGGACUACUCUUGGUACUCAUCCCGGCCGUGGGUGUAUUAUUCUACGCUUUCGCAAAACGGCAAUGGCUGAAGUACCUACGGCAUCAGGCUGUUGAGGCAGCUGGCACAUUUAUUGGAAAUGCCCAGGGCUUUGAUUCUGCUGCGUCGGCUUCUGUGGUUUUCAUUCAGGAAGUGGAACUUGUUUCGCGAGGCUACCGGAUAAGUACUCCUCUGCCACCUAUCAGUCGGCUUGAGGAUGUAGUACAGACACGACGUUGCUUGAGAUUGCGUCGCGCAGUUUCGGAGUGUUUCUACUCAAUGCUCGAGCGAUAUAUUCAAUCUCAAAACAUCCUGCGCCCGCUUACCGACGAGGGCAACCUAGCCAAAUAUUACGACAUUUACGACAUUGGAUUGGAAGAACUUGAGGCCAUUGAAUUCUCGUUGUCGCAACGAACAAACGACGAUCAAUAUUCGUUGCGUUCUCUUCGCGGUCUAUUUGGAAAACUGUACAGCAUCCGAAAAAGCGUCUUGUGCUGCUUGUUGGCUCUUAGCGCUGACGGCGGAGGCUCCGAUAUCACGAGAUGGAGCUCUGCUGUCGAGGAAAUGCGCGAGCUUGCUGGUGUAACUGGCACCAGCAUGUUGAAAAUGACCGCAAUCUUAAAUGAGGAGGAUCGCGAUAAUACGAUCCCUCCAUCUCCAUUACCUUCGGCCUCACCAAGUAAGGAUCACCUGCGAGCGCAAUUCCGGCGCCUCAGCUCCCUCUCACAAGGGGUCCGUGCCUUGCAUGCGAAAAUGCACAUCGUCAGCGAGGAGUCGCAUGCAAAUCUCGAGCGCGCAGACGCUGAUGACUUUGAAAGUACACUCCUUGCACAGUACGACUCGGUCGGUAGCGAUCUCCGCGCUCUCCUCCAAGAGUGGGAAGCCGGGAAAACCGCAUUGGUGAACCAACACGAUCGACUAAGUGUUGGAGAACACUCAAGACCGUCAAGUACACUAUUAUUGCCUAUGUCUCCCACUCCUAGUCUGGGAGGUUCCACGGCCGUUGAAGGCAGUCCAACCGAUGCACUCAGAGCCUUGAAUGGCGAGUACCGACCGGACCUGACCCAGACCUAUGAUGAUGAGGAGAUCUUCGAAGCUAUUGUCCUCCCAGCCUCAAGAAACAAGAGGAUGUCUUUGACAAGAGAUGAGCGUCUGGCACGCGUCCGAGAAGACCGUGCCAGGCAGGCUACCGCCCGCGAAAAGGCAGAUGCUAGCACCAACAUGCUCAGGGAACUGGAGAUGGUUAUCAAGCAACGGCCAGGGAACAACUCUUCAAAAAGAGUCACCAUGUUGGAAGCACGAUUGGAACAGGCCAGCCUUCUGAAGCGCGUCGUCGAUGCCAUCAAGGAUCUCGUUCAGGACUGCAACUUUGACUGCAAUGACUCCGGUAUUGCCCUCCAGGCUAUGGACAACUCCCACGUUGCCCUGGUCUCCAUGCUGCUCCGUGCCGAGGGUUUCUCUCCUUACCGCUGCGACCGUAACAUCGCCCUCGGCAUCAACCUGCUCUCCCUGACCAAGGUCCUCCGCGCCGCCCAGAAUGAAGACAUCCUGACCCUCAAGGCUGAGGACUCGCCCGAUGCCGUGAACCUGAUGUUCGAGAGUGCUGAGACAGAUCGCCUGAGCGAGUAUGAUAUCAAGCUCAUGGACAUUGACCAGGAGCACCUGGCCAUUCCUGAGACCGAGUAUGCUGCCACCGUGGAGAUGCCCUCCGCUGAGUUCCAGCGUAUCUGUAGAGAUCUCAACGCUCUCUCUGAGUCAGUCGUCAUCGAGGCCAACAAGGAGGGUGUCAAGUUCUCCUGCUCCGGUGACAUCGGUAACGGAUCCGUCACCAUCCGCCAGCACACCAACGUUGACAAGCCUGACCAAAAUGUUACUGUCAACAUUUCCGAACCCGUCGCCCUGACCUUCUCCCUCAAGUACCUUGUCAACUUCUGCAAGGCUUCCAACCUGUCCUCAUCUGUCGUGCUGCACCUUUCCCAGGAAGUCCCAUUGCUCGUUGAGUACGGCCUUGGAAGUGGCCACCUGCGGUUCUACCUUGCCCCUAAGCUCGGCGACGACGAGUAA